Messenger RNA from Oryzias melastigma (Indian medaka), 1402 nucleotides. RefSeq names its product tryptophan 2,3-dioxygenase a (gene tdo2a). Gene Ontology annotation, molecular function: metal ion binding; L-tryptophan 2,3-dioxygenase activity; heme binding. The record is from RefSeq and is a predicted model, not a curated record. NCBI's taxonomy places the organism in Eukaryota, Metazoa, Chordata, Actinopteri, Beloniformes, Adrianichthyidae. The transcript has 12 exons. The coding region runs from base 105 to 1322 and encodes 405 amino acids.
GAGGUGAUUGGAUGUGAUGAACCCUUAAAAGCCUGGAUCGCACUGAAAACAUUCAGUGAAUUUCAAGAGAUAAGAAGAAGUUUUUGCUGCGUCCUUUGGCCACCAUGAGCGGAUGCCCGUACUUUGAGAAGAGACAUUUGUUGUUCAAAAACAAACCUCCUGCUGAUGAAGAUGAGGACGCCUCGCAGGCCGGAGUCAACAACGCCAGUAAAGGAGGAAUCAUUUAUGGGGACUAUCUGCAGCUCGACAAAAUAGUCACAGCCCAGGUUCUGCAGAGUGAAGCAAAAGGCAACAAAAUCCAUGACGAGCACCUCUUCAUCGUCACCCAUCAAGCUUAUGAGCUGUGGUUCAAGCAGAUUUUGUUUGAGCUGGACUCCGUCCGAGAGAUCUUCGUCAGUGGACACGUUCGCGAUGAACGCAACAUGCUCAAAGUCAACACUCGUAUCCACCGGAUCGUGAUGAUCUUCAGACUGCUGGUCGACCAGUUUGCGGUUCUGGAAACCAUGACGGCCCUGGACUUUUUUGACUUCAGGGAAUACCUGUCUCCAGCCUCUGGCUUCCAAAGCCUUCAGUUUCGGCUCCUGGAGAACAAGAUCGGCGUGCCGGACAACCUGAGGGUCCCGUACAACAGACGCCACUACAGAGACAACUUUAAAGGCCGACAGAGCGAGAUGCUGCUCUCUGCCGAGCAGGAGCCCACUCUCCUGAAGCUGGUUGAGGAGUGGCUGGAGAGAACUCCAGGCUUGGAGGUGGAGGGAUUCAACUUCUGGGAAAAACUGAGGAUCAAUAUAUUUGAAGGGUUGAGCAAAGAGAGGCAGAAAACAGAGAAGAUGGCAGAUGGGGAGGAAAAAGAGGAGGUGAGGGCGGAGCAAGCCAAGCAGAAGGAGAUCUUCACCUCGCUGUUUGAUGAAAAGCAUCACGACCACUUGGUCAGCAAAGGUGAGAGACGGUUCUCCUACAAAGCUCUUCAAGGAGCGCUGAUGAUCUAUUUCUACAGGGAGGAGCCCAGGUUCCAGGUUCCCUUCCAGCUGCUCACCUCCCUCAUGGACAUCGACACCCUCAUGACCAAAUGGAGAUACAAUCAUGUGUGCAUGGUGCACCGUAUGAUUGGCAGCAAAGCGGGCACAGGUGGUUCGUCUGGAUACCAGUACCUCAGGUCCACUGUCAGCGACCGCUACAAAGUGUUCGUGGACCUCUUCAACCUGGCAACAUUCCUGGUGCCGCGCCACUGGGUGCCCAAGCUGAACCCCAACGUGCACACCUUCCUGUACACGGCGGAGUGCUGCGACAGCUCCUACUGCAGCAGCGAGGAGUCAGACUGACGUGUCCAAUGAGGUUGCAGCAGCACAAAGGACAGGAAAUGAUCUGAAUUCAUUUGUUUUAUUGCAAUGUGGAAAAAAAA